Acyrthosiphon pisum (pea aphid) is the source of this 605-nucleotide messenger RNA. Its product is annotated as SCAN domain-containing protein 3-like. Bases 1 to 537 code for a protein of 178 amino acids. The record is from RefSeq and is a predicted model, not a curated record. The transcript has 2 exons. Lineage: Eukaryota; Metazoa; Arthropoda; Insecta; Hemiptera; Aphididae. Gene Ontology annotation, molecular function: protein dimerization activity.
AUGUCCUCGGUUUGCGAGUUCUUGGAUACAUGCAUGGUUGGUAAACCACAGUGUGACCAAAUCCUUGGUGGGGGAUCAGAACUAAGACCCAGGCGGAAAAAACUAUUAGAUUAUUUUAGACUCGAUUUAGUUUUAUUUAUUCAACGAAAGUUGGAAAUAUACACUAACAAGUACUUGUUAAGUGCUAACGUUUUCAGUACUAACGUAGACACAUUGCCGGAUACAUUUCAAGAACAGGCAAUCGAGCUGAAGAACGAUUUACGCGCAAAAAUUGAUCUUAACAGUGGCAGCUCUUUGGAAGAGUUUUGGGUAAAAUACCAACCCAUUUAUCCUGAAAUUUCAAAUGAAGCCUUACAAGUCCUUGUACAAUUUUCAUCGACUUAUUUAUGUGAAUCUGGGUUCUCCAGCUUGGCCAUUAUAAAAACCAAACAUAGAAAUUGCUUGGAUGUUGAAUCUGACUUGAGGUGUUCUCUAUCAAACAUCGAGCCGAACUUUAAAAAAUUGUCCAAAGAAAAGUGUUGUCAGCCUUCACAUUAAAUGUUAAUUUUAUUAUACAUUCUAUUAUUUAUAUUUUUUACUAAUUUAUUUAAUUACUCACGUCAAUU